Messenger RNA from Corythoichthys intestinalis (scribbled pipefish), 3214 nucleotides. RefSeq names its product ectodermal-neural cortex 3 (gene enc3). Gene Ontology annotation, molecular function: protein binding. The record is from RefSeq and is a predicted model, not a curated record. The coding region runs from base 256 to 2025 and encodes 589 amino acids. The transcript is spliced from 4 exons. NCBI's taxonomy places the organism in Eukaryota, Metazoa, Chordata, Actinopteri, Syngnathiformes, Syngnathidae.
UUCAGUUACUCACUGCUGUCUGUAGUGGGUCUGAACUAGCAUUGGAACUCCUUCUCUCCUAAAUUACUUCGGGUUCGUGACAAAUGGCCGACAAGUCCUGCGAAUGUUUAGCUCAUAGAAUAAUCUUAAACUGGGAAAGUUGGUUCUCUUAAAUUGUGAAAAAUAAAACGAAAAACUUGUGAGUGAACUCCUCGAAAGCCGAUAGAAAGAAUCCGGAGACACGUCGCUGGGAUUCGGCAAAGCUUUAAAUUCAAAAUGUCUGUCAGUAGCCACGAAAACCGAAAGUCUCGCUCCAGCUCCGGCUCCAUGAACAUUCAACUGUUCCACAAGACGUCGCAUGCCGACAGCCUUCUGACCCAGCUCAACCUGCUUCGCAAGCGUAAAGUCUUCACAGACGUUGUCUUGAAAGCCGGUAACCGAGCCUUUCCCUGCCAUCGGGCCGUCCUGGCCUCCUGUAGUCGAUACUUUGAGGCUAUGUUCAGUGGCGGACUGAGGGAGAGCCGUGACGCUGAAGUCAACUUCCAUGAUUCUCUCCAUCCGGAGGUGCUGGAGCUGCUUCUUGAUUAUGCCUACUCAGCACGAAUCAUCAUCAAUGAGGAAAAUGCGGAGUCCCUACUAGAGGCUGGUGAUAUGCUUCAGUUCCAUGACAUCAGAGAUGCAGCUUCAGAGUUUCUAGAAAAGAACCUUCACCAGUCCAACUGUCUCGGAAUGAUGCUGCUGUCAGACGCCCAUCAGUGCCAGAGACUGUACGAGUUGUCUUGGCGUAUGUGUUUGGCAAACUUCGCUACCCUCUACAAAACCGAAGACUUCCUGAACCUUCCCAGAGACAAAGUGCGCGAGCUGAUCCUCAGUGAGGAGCUGGAGGUAGAGGACGAGAGCCUGGUUUACGAAGCUGUAAUCGACUGGGUCAAGGCAGAUAUGGAGCAGAGGCACAGUGAGCUGCCAGAACUGCUGCGCUGUGUACGUCUCGCGCUUCUACCAGAGACAUACCUGCUCAACAACGUGGCUUCAGAGGAGCUGGUCAUGUGUCACAAGGUGGGCCGUGAGAUCGUCGAAGAUGCUGUGCGUUGUAAGAUGAGGAUCCUCCAAAAUGAUGGCAUCGUGACGGGAUUCUGUGCACGGCCCAGAAAAGUCAGCCAGGCUUUGCUUCUGCUUGGUGGACAAACUUUUAUGUGUGACAAAGUCUAUGUGAUUGACAACAAGACCAAAGAGAUCACCCCAAAAACUGACAUUCCUAGCCCCAGAAAGGAAUGUAGUGCCUGUGCCAUCGGUUGUAAGGUUUAUGUCACUGGAGGGCGUGGUUCUGAGAAUGGGGCCUCCAAAGAUGUCUGGACCUACGACACUUUGCAUGAUGAGUGGUCCAAAGCGGCGCCCAUGUUAGUUGCCAGAUUUGGACAUGGAUCAGCAGAACUGGACCACAUACUCUACGUUGUGGGAGGGCACACUUCGCUUGCAGGAUCCUUUCCAGCCUCGCCGUCCGUCUCACUCAAACAGGUGGAGCAAUAUGACCCGCAGACCAACAAAUGGACGCUGGUUGCACCUCUCAGAGAAGGCGUGAGCAACGCUGCUGUUGUCGGUGCUAAAAACAAGCUGUUCGCCUUUGGAGGAACCAGCGUUAACAGAGACAAAUAUCCCAAGGUUCAGUGCUUUGACCCAUGUCAGAACCGGUGGUCCGUUCCAGCAGCGUGUCCUCAGCUUUGGCGCUACACAGCGGCAGCGGUAGUGGGAAACCACGUCGUAGUGAUCGGGGGUGACACAGAAUUCUCGGCCAGCUCUGCAUACCGUUUCAACAGCGAGACGUACCAGUGGUCAAAGUUCGGCGAUGUGACAGCCAAACGGAUCAGUUGUCAUGCGGUGGCAUCAGGCAACAGACUUUAUGUGGUCGGUGGGUACUUUGGGGCUCAAAGGUGUAAGACCCUAGACUGCUAUGAUCCAUCGUCAGACUCUUGGGACAGCGUGACCAGCGUUCCUUACUCACUCAUUCCCACGGCCUUCGUCAGUACAUGGAAGUACCUGUCAGCUUAGACACGCAUGGAUGCGUUGAGCUUCCUAAGCAACGAGGAUGAAGGGCCCGUGUGUUCCCCACCGGCGUUCCCUGUAUCGUCAACAUUGGACUGGCUGGAUUCCUGGAAAGUGAAGACUGAAAGAGCGUCUUCAUCGCUUCUUUCCACCGGAUGUGUUUACCCAGAAACGUCUUGUGUAACUUUCCCAUGUCGCCCCUAAGCCGGCGCGGUUGCCGUGCGCUGUUUGUAACACGCUGAGCAGAAAGCGCCAUAACUUAACGCCUACUUCGGAAUGAACAUUUUGACUGAAGUCCUGUAACAUUUUAGACAAAAGGGAGUUCUUCCUUCCUCCUUCUCGUCACACUGGGCUUUCACUCAGGUGUAACGAAUCGAACUGCUGACUGAUUGACUCCAUUUACCAUUUGAGUUGACAGAUGUGUAGAAACAGGGAAGACGUGUGCUGAAAGUGUCUGAUUUUGUGCACCGUACAACUCUUUCUGUCUCUAUUUUGAGACGUUGGACUUGGGCUUCCCUCAAUUUUGGCCAACAUAAAUUUGGAUCUUCCUCUGAAGUGAAAAUACAAGCUGGCCAGGCCCGUUACAGCUGAAGAAGUUACUUAUUUUUGUGUGUGUCUCAGGGUUAUGUAUAUAUAUAUUUUUUUUACUGCAUGAAGAGGGAUUAACUGUAUUCACGCUGGAAUGAUGACUUCUUUAUUCUCUGUCUAUUGUAAAAAUGCUCUUCUUUGUGUGAAUGUACACAUUUCUUGACAAAGGUUCUUUUUUUUCUUUUUUUUUUUAAACAGAUCUGCAGUGUUUUUCAACUGAAAUUUCAAAAGUGUGUUUCAUAUAAUGGCAGUAAGAUUAGAGAAACGGGCACUGCCAAAACCUGACUUGGAAAACUUUUGUUUAGUUCAUUUAACAAUGUGUCCCAAUUUAUUUAUAGCUACUGUAACUUUUUUUUUCCAUUUUCCAUUUGAGCAUCUUAAAUAGAUUGAAUAGUAUGUAUAUUUUCUUAAUUGAUCAUUUGUUUUUAAUUUGCACAGUUUGUACGAGCUCUCUUCGUGGUCUUAACUUCAUUACAUCUUUGUCUUAACCCGCUUUGGGUCGUGUGAACGCUUUUUGAAUCGAGCUAACUUAAUUUGAUCAGACAUCCUGAUAGACAGUCUGUUACUUCCCUUCCUCUUAAUUUCAAUAAAGAGAUACUCUGUUAAA